This is a messenger RNA of Diorhabda carinulata, 6813 nucleotides long. RefSeq names its product protein mini spindles (gene msps). The record is from RefSeq and is a predicted model, not a curated record. Lineage: Eukaryota; Metazoa; Arthropoda; Insecta; Coleoptera; Chrysomelidae. Gene Ontology annotation, cellular component: centrosome; spindle pole; microtubule plus-end. Gene Ontology annotation, biological process: establishment or maintenance of microtubule cytoskeleton polarity; centrosome duplication; microtubule polymerization. The transcript has 26 exons. The coding region runs from base 387 to 6206 and encodes 1939 amino acids. Gene Ontology annotation, molecular function: microtubule plus-end binding; microtubule plus end polymerase activity.
GUUUAAAACGUCAAAACGUACCAAUGAACGGAUAACUUUUAAAAAUCAAUUGAAAAAGAGGUUAGACAUUACUUAGUGCCAUUUUGAUCGUUAUAUUUUAUAUAUCAUAUUUCAUCAGUCUACAAUACGUGUACAUAAAAAAUAUAUCAAUAAUAUAAUCAGAAAUUCAAAUCAACCUUGAAAAAGUUUUAAGAUUUAAAAUUGCCGUUGGUGAAAAACUGGUGGGGGGAUUUAUUCAAAACGGACAUUUUGGUUGGACCAGUCUGUUUUUAUAUCUUUGGCUAGGUCUAUACAAUGAAUGAAUCAUAAAUCGAGAUCACUACAUUCUGAAGAUAAUUUUCGUUCAAUCUCUACGUAUUAGUAAGUUUUGUUAUUAAUUUUAAACGAUGGAAGACGAAGAAUACAAGAAACUUCCAAUUGAGGACAAAUGUGUUCAUAAAUUAUGGAAAGCCAGGGUAUGUGGAUAUGAAGAAGUUACAAAGUUAUUUAGACAAAUUGACGAUGAAAAAUCUCCGGAAUUCGGUAAAUACCUGGGAUUAGUUAAAAAAUUUGUUACUGAUAGCAAUGCUAUGGGGCAAGAGAAAGGAUUGGAGGCUACUUUAGCAUAUGUAGAAAAUUACGCCCAUGCUGGAAAAACGGUAUCAGAAGUAAUGUCAGGAGUUGUUGCAAAAUGUAUAGCUGCACCUAAGACAAAAACCAGAGAAUUGGCACUCCAACUUACACUUAUGUAUAUCGAGAUUGAAAAAUUUGAAGCUGUAGAAGAUGAACUUAUUAAGGGCAUGGAAUUGAAGAAUCCGAAAAUUGUAACAGCAUGUGUAAAUGCUUGUACAACAGCUUUGAGAGAAUUCGGAUCAAAGGUCAUUAAUGUUAAACCACUUUUGAAAAAAAUCAGUGUCCUUUUGGCAGAUAGAGACAAAAGUGUUAGAGAUGAAACUAAACUUAUGAUUGUAGAAAUGUAUAGAUGGAUAGGAGCUUCCCUUAGGCUACAACUACAAGCAGCUAGCUUACAACCUGUUCAAAUAACUGAAUUAGAGACUGAAUUUGCGAAAAUUGAAGGACAGAAAGCUGUUCCAACCAGAUAUAUAAGAUCACAGCAAGUAAAACAGGCUAAGCUUGCUGAACACGUUGCAGCUGGUGAAGCUGAAGAAGAAGAGGAGGAAGCUGAGGUUGUUCAAGAAAUUGAUCCUUAUGAAUUGGCAAGUGCAGUAGAAAUUUUAUCAAAAAUGCCCAAAGAUUUUUACGAAAAUGUGGAAGCUAAAAAAUGGCAAGACAGGAAAGAUGCUCUUGAAACUGUAGAAAAUUUGGUGAAAACUCCUAAAUUGGAAAACGGUGAUUAUGGCGACCUUGUAAGAGCACUUAAAAAGGUAAUACAAAAAGACAGUAAUGUUGUAUGUGUUGCAAUCGCCGGUCGAUGCAUAGCUGGACUCGCUAAUGGCUUAAAAAAGAAAUUCCAGACGUAUUCUGGAUUCUGUGUGUCAACUAUUUUAGAAAAGUUCAAAGAGAAAAAACAAAAUGUUGUAUCAGCUUUAAGAGAUGCUAUUGAUGCAGUUUAUUUAACAACAAAUCUUGAAGCUAUUUUAGAAGAUGUUUUGGAAGCACUCAAUAAUAAAAAUCCUUCUGUCAAAAUAGAAACCUCACUAUUUUUAGCUAGAGCAUUUACUAAAACUUCACCAACAUCUGUUAAUAAAAAAUUACUAAAAGCUAUAACAGCGCCUUUAACAAAAAAUAUAAAUGAAUCGGAUCAAAAUGUAAGAGAAGCAUCAGCCGAAGCUUUGGGAACUUUGAUGAAACUUGUGGGAGAAAAAACUAUUGCUCCUUUCUUGGUAGAAUUAGAAAAAGACAAUUUAAAAAUGGCCAAAAUUAAAGAAUUCUGUGAUAAUGCUGUUAUUCUUGUAAAAACACCUGGAGCUAAAAAGGAAAAAGUUGCGGCAGCUUCCACAAAAGCUCCACCUAAAGCUCCAGCUACUAAACCUGAUAGUAAAAAACCUGCAGCCAAGAAGAAAGCAGAAAUAUCUUCAGGUACCGCCACCGUAGUGAGAUCAAAAGGGCCAAAAACUUUAUCAAAGUCAUCAUCUCAAAAUAUUGAAAAAGAACUAACAGAUGAAGAGGUGGAUAGUAUAGUCAGUGAUGUCAUUUCUGCUAGUAUUAUAACUGAUAUUGCAAGCACCAAUUGGAAGUUGAGAUUGGCUGCAGCUGAACAACUAUUGACAGAAAUAAAAGGCUUAGAUUCCAAAUCAGUACCUACCCAAGCUCUAACAAAGUUUAUUGCUAAAAAGCCUGGUCUCAAAGAUACAAACUUUCAAGCACUAAAAGCAAAAUUAGACGUCAUUAAAUAUCUCGCAGAAAAUACAAAUUUCACUAUAACAUCUGCCGGUUGUUGUGUUGCCGAGAUUGCUGAAAAGUUUUCAGAUGCUAAAAAUGGUACUUCCGUUGCUGAAACUUUGAGCGCUAUAGCUGAGGCUACUACCCUAGGACAGAUAUCAGAUAUGGUGUUGGAUUUUGCUUUUGAACAACGGAGCCCUAAGGUCCAACAAGAAGCGUUAGUAUGGUUAUCUGGAGCUAUUAAAGAAUUCGGAUUUUCAAACCUUAACAUUAAGUGUCUCAUAGACAAUUGUAAAAAAGCUUUGGGAUCUACAAACCCGGCUGUCAGACAAUCUGCUAUAUCACUACUAGGAGUUAUGUACUUGUACAUGGGCGCUACAUUGAAUGUAUUUUUUGAAAAUGAAAAACCCGCCUUGCGUGAUCAAAUUAAUGCUGAAUGUGAUAAAUAUGAAGGUGAAAAACCACCAAUACCAACUAGAGGAGUGGUAAAGUCUGCAAGUACUGACAGUUUGGAUGUAGUGGAAGACGACGAACCUGAGCAAGUAAACAUUCAAGAUCUCAUUCCUAGAGUUGAUAUUAGUGGACAGAUCACAGAAACUAUUUUAACGGAACUUUCAGAUAAAAAUUGGAAAGCUCGAAAUGAAGCUGUAACAAAAAUAGCUGUAAUAAUUAAUGAAGCCAAAUUUAUUAAACCGAAUUUAGGUGAUUUACCUCAAGCAAUAGUCAUUAGACUAACAGACAGUAAUGUUAAAAUUGCUCAGUCCACUCUAGGAUUAUGUGAUUCAAUAUGCAAAGCCAUGGGUCCACCAUUCAAGCAGCAUAUUAGAACAUUCUUUCCAGCCAUUUUACAAGGUUUGGGUGAUAGCAAAGCUUCUUUAAGAGCUUCUUGUAUGGAUACAAUAAAUGCUUUUUCUGCACAGUGUGGUUAUAAGGAAUUUUUUGAAGGAGAAAUGAUAGCUGAUGCAUUAAAAUCGGGGUCGCCAGCGCUGAGAAUUGAACUUUGGAAUUGGUUGGCAGAAAAUGUUCCAAAAAUACCUCCCAAGCAAAUACCAAAAGAAGAACUAGUUGCAUGUAUUCCACAUCUGUACACCAAUUUGGAAGACAGAAACGCCGAAGUUAGAAAAAAUGCACAGGAAGCUAUUUUGGGUAUUAUGAUUCAUUUAGGAUACGAAUUUAUGGCUAAGCAAACAGAAAAACUUAAACCAGGAUCUAAAACAGUAGUAUUAGCCGCAUUAGAAAAAGUUAGACCAAACUUACCAGUUAAACCUUUACCCACCAAGAAAGCUGAAAAAGAAGAUAAAGCUGUGAGAGGGACAAAACCUGUUGCUAGUGCCAAAAACGCUGUUAAGAAUAAGCCGGCUUCAAACAAAUCAGCUGCUCCAGCUCAAACACGAAAAAAAGAUGAUGACAUCGAUACAUCGCCCCUAUUAGUCGCUAAUACUUUGAAACUUCAGAGAAUUUUAGAUGAACAAAAAUUGAGGGUUCUCAAAUGGAACUUUACUCAACCAAGAGAAGAAUUCGUGGAUCUCCUAAAGGAUCAAAUGUCGGCUGCUAAUGUCAAUAAAACUCUUUUGAUGAAUAUGUUUCAUUCAGAUUUUAGGUAUCAUAUUAAAGCGCUUGAAUCUCUUUCUGAUGAUUUGGCUGAUAAUAGUGACGCUUUGAUAGCAAAUCUAGAUCUCAUUUUGAAAUGGUUGACUUUGAGAUUUUUUGAUACUAACCCUUCUGUUUUACUAAAGGGACUGGAAUAUCUUCAAUUUGUUUUCAACAUGCUCAUUGAAUCAAAAUAUCGAAUGUUAGAAAAUGAGGUGGCCUCAUUUGUUCCCUACCUCAUUAACAAGAUUGGGGAUCCAAAAGAUUCUGUUCGCAAUGGCGUCAAAGCAUUAUUAAACCAACUCAAUAGGCUAUUCCCCAUAAACAAAUUAUCUCUGUAUAUAAUGGAUGGUGUGAAAUCUAAAAAUGCGAGACAAAGGGCAGAAUGUCUAGAAGUUAUGGGCGGUAUUAUUGAAGAUUUUGGAAUUACUGUAUGUAUGCCUACUCCAGCCGCUUGCUUGAAAGAAGUCGCCAAACAAAUAUCUGACAGAGACAAUUCUGUGAGGAGUGCUGCACUUAAUUGUGUUUUACAGGCUUAUAACAUUGUCGGUGAAAAAGUUUAUAAGCUAGUUGGUAAUAUAUCUGAUAAAGACAUGUCUUUGUUGGAAGAAAGAAUUAAGAGAUCAAGUAGAAAAACAAUGGCUCCACCUAAACCUGAAAUAAAUACGACUGUUGUGACCACUAUUAUAUCUCCUCAGAAAGAAAAUACACCUCCUAACAGAAACACUUUGGAUGCUACUCAUACUGUCAAUGAUGUAAAUAAUGGAAGUGAUCAAGAAGAUGUAGAGGAAGACAUGUUACCGCCUGUACUACCACAAAUGAUUGUAAAAGAACCACCAAAAGAAAUACAGGGUCCAUUCAAGUUAGAUCCGGAAUUUAUGGAGGAAUUGGAAAAAAUGAAACCUGAAAAACCUGUUAAACCAAAUCUUAAAUCAUACAAUCUAGAUUUCCUAAGUGAGGAAAUCCGAAUUCCUACAAUUGAAGAAGCAAGAGCCAAAGUGCAGGCUGGUGUAACAUCACAACCUGUAAGUUUUGGAGAAGCUGUUUCAAGACUUAGUUACGUCAAUACCUUGAGUCCUAAAAAGCAAGAUCCAGUUAUUGAGAGAUUAAUCAAACAAAUGGCAUCACAAAAUCCUACAGUAUCAUUAGCUGGUAUGACCCAAUUACAUGAAAUACUUGCUCAGUCAAGGGGAAAUGCAUUUGUUGAUUAUGAAGACGAUUUUAUGAAUGGAAUUAUUUUUCAAUUCCAACAAUUGCAAUCUGCUGAUCUCACCAUGGAUCCUGGUGCAGUAAAAAUGUACAGAAAUGUGUUGACAACCAUAGAUGCGUUCUACAAUAACAAAGCAUUAGGUAGCCACGUCUCGGUUCCAGUGAUAAAAGAACUCAUGUUACAAAUGAUAACACUAUUAGUAGAAGAACGGUUAAAUAAGGUUCCCAAUGGUGAUGCUUAUGUAAGGGUGAUUAAUUUACAUUGUGUCAAGGUUAUUGAAAGAUCCGACCACACAAAUACAAUAUGUGCUUUGGUGAAAUUAAUAAAUGAGUCUAUAGGUAAUAGCAGUUCUCCUAGACUAGUAGAUUUAGUGAUGAAAUGUCUAUGGAGGGUGAUCAAAUUAAUGCCACAGUGGGGUGAUGACAUUGAUUACGACUCUGUAUUGUUAGAAAUACAUAAUUUCCUUAAAAAAUAUCCCUCAUCAUGGUGGAAAAAUAAAGAAGUAGAUACACCGUUACGAACAGUAAAAACUGUUCUCCAUUCCAGUGCAAAGAUCAAGGGUGGUACUAUUAUGUUACAUUUUGGGAAGAUUCCAAAUACAAGUGAAUCGGAGGUUGAAACCUACAUUUUAAGAAUACUAAAGAGUUUAAAAAUAUCCGAAAUUCAGCAUAUUCCGGUGAAACAAGAAAUGCAAAGAAGAUCACUUUCUAGAGCCAAUCACAAAAUGCUGACAGAUAUAUUUCAAAAAAUUGGUAGCAAAGAUGAAACAAAGGAAGGGUUGAAUUUACUUUAUGAUUUCAUGCAGCAACACCCUGAAGCUGAUAUAGAGCCAUUUUUGUCUAAUAGUAGUAAAUUUUUCCAAGAUUAUAUUAAAAACGGACUGAAAGACAUAGAAGACUCCAGGAAACCUUUGAAGACUCCCAUAAAUGAAAAAGGUGUUGAUAAUAUCCAAGAGAAAAUGGAAAUUGCAGUUUCACAGUCGGACCCUAAUAAAGGUCCAGACUAUUGGAAAGAAAGACUGAAUAUGUGGAAUCAGCUAUUUGAUGACGUCAAAUUGGGAAGAAACGUAGAUGUUCCUGAAUAAAUUCUUAAAUAUACGUAACGUCCUACUAAACAUUUCAUAUUUACGUGCAAAACCUUUACUGUUGAUAAAGUAGGGUAGAUGUUAAUCAUCAACGUAAUCUACUCUUAUUGUAUGACCUACUCACAUGUAGCCUAUUUAUUUUUCUCUAACAUUGUGAUAGAUAUAGCAUUUUUUAGUGAUUGAUGGACAAUUGUCUUACUUAUACAUUAUUUCUUUGUGUUUUAACUUAUUGUUAGACAUUGGAUAAGUAAUCCUUAUCAGUAUUGUGCAUGUAGCUACAAAAAUUUAGUUUAACUUUUUAGAAAAAAUGUCACCAUUCUUCUAAAAUGAAUUGAGAUACAUUUUUAAAAACGAUUAAAUUCUUAGUUAUUAGUGAAAUUAAUGGCUUUAACCAGAUCCUAACACGAUUUAACUUAUCAUUUUGUUGGACCAAUAUAUUAGUUAAGAUGCGCUAGCUAUGGAGCGAAUUACUGGUGUUAGGUACUUACCUACUGUCUAAUUUUUAUUUAUACUGAGUGCCUGUAAUCUUAUUUUUGAGAUAAUUACUUUUUUAUUACAUUACAAACAUUCUCUGUUACUAGUUUUAAUAAAAAGAUUUCUCAAUUGA